Molecule: messenger RNA, 1053 nt
Organism: Apiotrichum porosum
Lineage: Eukaryota; Fungi; Basidiomycota; Tremellomycetes; Trichosporonales; Trichosporonaceae
Exons: 7
Coding region: 1-1053 (350 amino acids)
Biological process (GO): cellular response to oxidative stress
Cellular component (GO): cytoplasm
Molecular function (GO): zinc ion binding; quinone reductase (NADPH) activity
Source: RefSeq, a predicted model, not a curated record
AUGUCUUCCGUCGCUAUCCCUACUACCCAGAAGGCCAUCCUCGUCGAGAAGUAUGGUGGCCCCGAGGAGAAUGUCCUCCGCGACAUCCCCGUCCCCACGCCCAAGGACGACGAGGUGCUCAUCAAGAUUGAGUGGACUGGCGCCAACUACAUCGACAACUACCGCCGCAGCGGCCUGUACAAGGUCGCCCUGCCCUUCGUCAUGGGACAGGACGUUGUCGGAACCAUCGUCCAGCUGCCCAAGGUCGCCAUGACCGAGACCGGCCUGGGCAAGCUCUCCCUCGGCCAGCGCGUCUGGUCCCCCGCCGCCGCCUCGUUUGCCGAGUACACCACCGCGCAGUGGUGGAAGGUCGCCCCGCUCCCGGCCAACGUUGAGCCCCGCGACGGCGUGAGCAUGUGCACUGUCGCGCUCACGGCCCUGGCCCUCACCCGCGAGGCAUACGCCGUCAAGAAGGGCGACUACAUUCUCGUCCGCGCUGCCGCUGGCGGUGUCGGCCUUGUCCUCGUCCAGCUCGGCAAGUACCUCGGUGCCACUGUCAUUGCCACGACUUCGACUGCCGAGAAGGCCGAACUCGCCAAGGCCAACGGCGCCGACCACGUCCUUCUCACCUCGAACUCGUCCGAGGACAACGUCAAGGAGAUCCUCAGCCUCUCGCAGGGCAAGGGUGUGCACGCCGUCUUUGACGGUGUGGGCGCUGACACUUGGGAGGAGGACUUCCUCGUCGUGCGUACCGGCGCCACCAUCGUCUCGUUCGGUAACGCUUCCGGCGCCGUGCCCCCCUUCUCGCCCCUCAAGCUGUCGCCCAAGUGUCUCAAGGUCGUCCGCCCCACGCUGUUCCCUUACAUCGCUACGCCCGAGGACUUUGGCGCCCUCGCCAAGGACGUUUCGGACAUUGUCGCUGCUGGUGGUAUCAAGUUCGCCGUCCACAAGGUCUACCCCUUCACCCAGGACGGUGUCCGCCAGACCCAGAUUGACAUCUCGGGCCGCGGCACCACCGGCAAGCUCCUCAUCCACGUCGACGCUGAGAGCAAUGGAAACGUGUCAGAGUUGUGA